AUGAGGCUGCGACUCCUGGUGGCCGCGCUUUGCGCUGGGGUCCUGGCGGGGGCGCCCCGAGUGCGAGCCCAGACCCGGGAGAGAGUGACCUGUACACGUCUUUACUCCGCUGACAUUGUGUUCCUACUUGACGGGUCCUCUUCUAUCGGUCGCAAUAACUUCCGAGAAGUCCGCGGCUUCCUGGAGGGGCUAGUGCUGCCCUUCUCUGGGGCCGCUAGUGCUCAGGGCGUGCGCUUCGCAGCGGUGCAGUACAGCGACGACCCCCGGACAGAGUUUGGCCUCGAUGCGCUUGGCUCAGGGAGCGAUACAAUCCGUGCCAUCCGGGAGCUCAGCUACAAAGGGGGCAAUACACGAACCGGAGCUGCCAUUCUCCAUGUGGCUGACCACAUCUUCCUGCCUCAGCUGGCCCGUCCUGGCGUCCCCAAGGUCUGCAUCCUGAUCACGGAUGGGAAGUCCCAGGACAUGGUGGACACAGCUGCCCAGAGGCUGAAGGGGCAGGGAGUCAAGCUAUUUGCUGUGGGGAUCAAGAACGCUGACGCUGAGGAGCUGAAGCGAAUUGCCUCACAGCCCACCAGUGAUUUCUUCUUCUUCGUCAAUGACUUCAGCAUCUUAAGAACACUUCUGCCCCUUAUUUCCCGCCAAGUGUGUACGACUGCGGGUGGUGUGCCCGUGACCUUGCCCUCCGAUGAUGUGACCUCUGGCCCACGGGACCUGGUGCUGUCUGAGGUGGGCAGUCAGUCCCUGCAUGUACAGUGGACAGCAGCCAGUGGUCCUGUGACUGGGUACAAGGUCCAGUACACACCUCUGACAGGACUGGGGCAACCACUGGCAAGUGAAAUGCGAGAGGUGAACGUUCCAGCUGGUGAGACUAGCGUGCGGCUACAGGGCCUCCGGCCUCUGACCAUGUACCAGGUGACAGUGGUCGCCCUCUACGCCAACAGCAUCGGCGAGGCUGUGAGCGGCACAGUUCAAACCACUGCCCUGGAGGGCCCAGAGCUCACCAUCCAGAACACCACGACCCACAGCUUCCUGGUGGCCUGGCGGAGCGUGCCGGGUGCCACUGGCUACCGUGUGACAUGGCGAGCCCUUAGAGGUGGGGCUGCAGAGCAGCAGGAGCUGGGCACUGGGAAGCAGUCAAUGUUGCUGCGUGGCCUGGAGCCUGGCAUGGACUAUGAGGUGACGGUGAGCGCACUGUUUGGCCGGACCGUAGGGCCUGCCUCCACCCUGACCGCCCGCACUGAUCCUUCUGUUGAGCAGACCCUUAACUCGUUCAUCCUGGGCCCCACGUCCAUUCUCCUCUCCUGGAACCUGGUGCCUGAGGCUCGAGGCUACCGGCUGGAGUGGCGGCGUGAGAGCGGCUUAGAACCACCAAAAAAGGUGGAGCUUCCCUCCAAUGUGAUCCGAUAUCAGCUGGAAGGGCUGCAGCCAGGCACUGAGUAUCGUAUCACUCUCUACACCCUGCUGGAGGGCCGGGAGGUAGCCACGCCUGCGUCGGUGGUCCCCACUGAAACCGAGCAGCCCGUGGGCCAGGUGCUGGACCUACAAGCUGUCGAGCUGCCUGGACAGCGAGUGCGAGUGUCCUGGAGCCCAGUCCCCGGUGCCACUGAGUACCGCAUCACCGUGCGCAGCAUCCAGGGGGUUGAGAGGACCCUGGUGCUUCCUGGGAGUCAGACAACCUUCGACUUGGAUGACGUCCGGGCGGGGUGGAGCUACACUGUGCGGGUGUCUGCUCGUGUGGGCUCCCGAGAGGGUAGCGCCAGCAUCAUCACCGUCCACCGUGAUCCGGAAGUCACGCUUGCCAUCCCAAGGCUGCGGGUUGUGGCAACAGAUGCAACUCGCAUAAGAGUGUCCUGGGGCGCUGUUCCUGGAGCCAGCGGAUUUCAGAUCAGAUGGGGGACAGACAGUGGUCCAGAGUCUAGCCAGACACUGUCUCUAGACUCCACUGUCACAGACAUCACAGGACUGAAGCCAGGAACCUCCUACAGGGUGACUGUGUCGGCGCUUCGGGGAAGGGAGGAAGGUCCCCUUGCGGUCAUCACAGCUCAGACUGACCCACUAGGCCCAGUGACAGCAGUUCGUGUGACUCAGGCUGGAAGCUCAUCUGUCACCAUCAACUGGACCAGAGUUCCUGGAGCCACAGGAUACAGGAUCACCUGGCGCUCAGGCCACGGCCCAGAGAACUCCCAGCUGGUCUCUGGGGAGGCCACGGUGGCCGAGCUGGAUGGUCUGAAAUCAGAUACAGAGUACACAGUGCACGUGCAGGCCCACACAGCUGGUGUGGACGGGCCUCCUGCCUCUGUGGUGGUCAGGACUGCUCCUGAGCCGGUGGGCACAGUGUCAAAGCUGCAAAUUCUCAACGCUUCCAGCGACGUUGUGCGUGUCACCUGGGUGGGCGUUCCAGGAGCCACAAGCUACAGACUGUCCUGGGGCCGGAGCGACGGUGGCCCCAGGAGAGAGCAGAUCCUCCCAGGAAACACGGACUCCGCUGAGAUCAGGGGCCUUGAAGGUGGUGUCAGCUACUUCGUGCGCGUGACCGCGCUGGUGGGGGACCGCGAGGGCGCGUCAGUCUCUAUCGUCGUCACCACACCGCUGGAGGCUCCUCCACCCCUGAGGACCCUUCGUGUAGUGCAGCGCGGGGAGCACUCGCUGAGGCUGCACUGGGAUCCAGUAUCUGGGGCGCGUGGCUACCGUCUGCGCUGGCGGGCCGAAGGUGGCCAGGAGCAGUUCCAUGAUUUGGGCCCCGAGUCCAGCAGCUACCUCCUGGACGGACUGGAACCAGGAACCCAGUACCACAUACGGCUGAGUGUCAUGGGGUCAGCUGGAGAAGAGACCCCCACAGAGAUCACUGCACGCACUGAGUCACCUCGAGUCCCAAGAACUGACCUUCGUGUAGUGGACACCUCCAUAGAUUCUGUGACUCUGGAGUGGACUCCAGUAUCUGGGGCAUCUAACUACAUUUUAUCCUGGCGGCCACUCAGAGGCCCUGGUCAAGAAGUUCCUGGAACCCCACAGACACUGUCGGGGACCUCAAACUCUCAGCGAGUGAGAGGGCUAGAGCCUGGUGUCUCCUACAUCUUCUCCCUGACACCCAUCCAAGGGGGUGUUCGGGGUCCUGAGGCCUCUGUCACACAUAACCCAAGGUGCCCCCAGGGCCUGAUGGACGUGGUGUUCCUAUUGCACGCCACUCGAGAUAAUGCUCACCGAUCAGAGGCUGCAAAGAGGGUCCUAGAGCGUCUGGUGUCUGCCCUUGGGCCCCUUGGGCCCCAGGCAGUUCAGGUUGGCCUUCUGUACUAUAGCCACCGGUCCUACCCGCUGUUCCCACUGAACAGCUCCUACGAUCUUGGCAUCAUCCUGCAGAAGAUCCGUGACAUCCCCUAUACAGACCCAAGUGGGAAUAACCUGGCUGCAGCCGUGAUCAUGACUCAAGCCCGCCUGUUGGGACCAGAUGCACCUGGGCGCCGCCACCAUGCCCCAGGGGUGAUGGUUCUGUUAGUGGACGAGCCAUUGAGAGGUGACAUCUUUGGUCCCAUCCGUGGGGCCCAGGCUGCUGGGAUCAAUGUCAUGAUACUGGGCCUGGCGGGAGCUGACCUGGAGCAGCUGCGUCGCUUGGUGCCCGACAUGGGCCCUGUGCAGACUUUCUUUGCUGUGGAUGAUGGCCCAAGCCUGGAUCAGGCUGUCAAUGGUUUGGCGACAGCAUUGUGUCAGGCAGCAUCAGGAACCCAGCCACAGCCGGGGCCUUGCACUGUCCACUGUCCAAAGGGCCAGAAGGGAGAACCUGGAGAGAUAGGUCUCACAGGACAACCUGGGUCCCCAGGGCCCCCUGGCCUUCCGGGCAGGACUGGUGCUCCAGGCCCCCAGGGACCACGAGGAGGCACCAAUGCAAAGGGCGACAGGGGCUUCCCUGGAGCAGAUGGGCGUCCUGGCAGCCCUGGCCGCCCCGGGAAUCCUGGGAGCCCUGGCCCAAAGGGCUCCCCAGGGUGGCCUGGCUCUCCUGGGCAAACGGGAGAGCGAGGGCCUCGAGGCCCAAAAGGGGAACCGGGGGAACCUGGACAAGUCUUUGGAGGGGAGGGGCCCGGCCUUCCUGGGCAGAAAGGAGAACCUGGACCUUUCGGCCCCCCAGGACCUCCUGGCCAAGUUGGAGGACCAGGACCCCGGGGUCCCCCAGGACUUCCUGGAACAUCCUUGAAGGGUGACAAAGGUGAUCGUGGGGAAAGGGGCCCCCCUGGACCGGGUCUUGGUGACACUGUUUUGGGGGAGCCAGGACUGCCGGGCCUUCCUGGACCUCAAGGCCCAAUUGGCCCCUCUGGAGAGAAAGGAGAGAAGGGUGACUGUGAGGACGGAGCCCCAGGCCUUCCAGGACCACCUGGGAUGCCAGGUCAGCGGGGCCCACGUGGACCUCCUGGAGUUGUUGGUCCCAAAGGUGCCCAGGGGCUGACAGGGAGCUCGGGGGAGCCUGGAGAAAAGGGUGAACACGGUCCACCUGGCCCAGCGGGGCCUCGGGGCCUCCCAGGACCUGUAGGACGUCCUGGACCUGAGGGUCCGGAGGGGCCACCAGGACCCGCUGGCCGCCGAGGAGAGAAGGGGGAGCCUGGUCCCCCUGGGGACCCUGCAGUGGUGGGACCUUCUGGUGAUGGAGUCAAGGGAGAGAAAGGAGAAGUGGGGCCCACUGGGCCCAAAGGAGCUGCUGGCAUUAAAGGGGAGCGGGGACUACCUGGUUUGUCGCCUCCUGGAGACCCUGGUCCCAAAGGAGAUCCUGGAGACCGGGGCCCUAUUGGCCUCACUGGGAGAGCAGGACCCCCGGGUGGCCUGGGGCUUCCUGGAGAGAAAGGAGACACUGGGCGGCCUGGACCCCCAGGGCCUAUUGGUCCCCGAGGACGCGAUGGUGAAGUUGGAGAGAAAGGUGACGAAGGCCCCCCGGGUGAACCAGGUUUGCCUGGAAAAGCUGGCAUUCGGGGGCCACCUGGAGCUCGAGGGCCUGUUGGGGAGAAGGGAGACCAGGGAGAUCCUGGAGAAGAUGGGCGAAAUGGCAGUCCUGGAGCCUCUGGACCCAAGGGUGACCGUGGGGAGCCGGGUCCCCCAGGACCCCCUGGACGGCUGGUGGACACGGGGCUUGGAGCCAGGGAAAAGGGAGAGCCUGGGGAACGUGGACAAGAGGGUCCUCCAGGACCCAAGGGUGACCCUGGCCCCCCUGGAGUUCCUGGGGAGAGGGGCAUCGGCGGAGUUCGGGGACUCCCAGGCCCACAGGGGGACCCAGGUGUCCGAGGCCCGACAGGAGAAAAGGGUGAUCGGGGCCCAUCUGGGCUGGAUGGCCGGAAUGGGCUGGAUGGGAAACCAGGAGCCGCUGGCCCCCCUGGAUUGCAAGGUGCUACGGGCAAAGCUGGGGACCCAGGGAGAGACGGACUUCCAGGCCUCCGAGGAGAACAGGGACCUCCCGGGCCCCCAGGACCUCCUGGAACAGUGGGAAAGCCAGGGGACGAUGGCAAACCUGGUCUGAAUGGGAAAAACGGAGAACCCGGCGAUCCUGGCGAAGACGGGAGGAAGGGAGAGAAGGGCGAUUCGGGUGCCCCUGGGAGAGAUGGUCGUGAGGGCCCCAAGGGUGAGCGUGGAGCUCCCGGUAGCCCUGGAUUCCAGGGUCCCCCGGGCCUCCCAGGGCCAGUUGGUCCCUCUGGUCAGGGCUUUCCUGGCGUCCCAGGAAAUAUAGGUCCCAAGGGUGACCGUGGGGAGAUUGGUUCCAAAGGGGAACAGGGCCUCCCUGGAGAGCGUGGCCCAAGAGGAGAACCUGGGAGCACAGCAAAUGUGGAGCGGUCCCUGGAAGCUGUUGGGAUCAAGAUGUCUGCUCUGCGGGAGAUUGUGGAGACCUGGGAUGAGAGCUCUGGCAGCUUCCCGUCUGUGAUUGAGCGGCGCCGAGGCCCUAAGGGGGAGCCAGGAGAGCGGGGACCCUUGGGCAAGGAGGGUCCCAUCGGCCUUCCUGGAGAACGUGGGCUGAAGGGAGAGCGUGGAGACCCUGGUCCUCAGGGGCCGCCGGGCUUGGCUCUUGGGGAGAGGGGCCCUCCUGGACCUCCUGGCCUUGCCGGGGAGCCUGGAAAGCCUGGUAUUCCUGGACUCCCAGGCCGGGCUGGGACUGUGGGGGAAGCAGGAAGGCCAGGAGAGAGGGGAGAACGGGGAGAGAAAGGAGAGCGUGGAGAACAGGGCAGAGAUGGUCCUCCCGGCCUUCCUGGACCCCCGGGCCCCCCUGGCCCCAAGGUGGCUGUGGAUGAGCCAGGUCUUGGACCCUCUGGAAAACCAGGACCCCCUGGACUGAAGGGCACUAAGGGGGAGCCAGGCAUCGAUGGUGACCGAGGCCCCAAAGGAGACAGGGGUGUGCCAGGUGCCAAGGGAGACCGGGGCGAGCUCGGAGAGAGGGGGCACACUGGCAGCCCGGGACUACCAGGAGAGCGGGGUGUGGCUGGGCCUGAAGGGAAGCCGGGCCUGCAGGGUGAGAGAGGAGCCCCUGGCCCCAUGGGUGGCCAUGGAGACCCUGGACCACCUGGUGCCCCGGGUCUUGCUGGCCCUGCUGGCCCUCAGGGACCUUCUGGCCUGAAGGGGGAGCCUGGAGAGACAGGACCACCAGGACGGGGCCUGCCUGGACCUACGGGACCUGUGGGACUGCCUGGCCCCCCUGGCCCUUCAGGCCUUGUGGGCCCACAGGGGGCACCAGGUUUGCCUGGACAAGUGGGCGAGACAGGGAAGCCGGGAGUGACAGGUCGAGAUGGCACCAAUGGGAAGGAUGGAGACAGAGGAGCCCCUGGCGUGCCGGGACCACCAGGCCUGCCUGGACCUGUCGGACCCAAGGGAGAAGUUGGACCCAUGGGCCCUCCCGGACAGGCGCUGAUUGGACCUCCUGGAGCAAAAGGAGAGAAGGGAGCCCCUGGAGCCUUUGCUGGAGAGCUGGUGGGUGAGCCGGGAGCCAAAGGUGACCGAGGCCUGCCAGGACCUCGAGGGGAGAAGGGUGAUGUCGGCCGUGCAGGGGAGCCUGGAGAUCCUGGAGAAGAUGGUCAGAAAGGAGUGCCAGGAUUGAAGGGUAGCAAGGGUGACCCAGGAGUUGAGAUCCAGGGCCCUCCUGGGCCAGCUGGUCCUCCAGGUCUGAAGGGAGAAGCGGGCCUCCCUGGACCCCCUGGCGCUCCUGGUGUUGUUGGGUUCCCAGGUCAGACAGGCCCUCGAGGCGAGACGGGCCAGCAGGGCCCUACAGGAGAGCGGGGUCUGGCAGGCCCUCCAGGUAGAGAAGGAGCCCCAGGCCCUUUAGGGCCACCUGGACCCCCCGGGUUGGUGGGAGCACGUGGAGCCUCGGGACUAAAAGGAGACAAGGGAGACCCUGGAGCAGGGCUGCCUGGAGCCCGAGGGGAGCGUGGAGAGCCAGGGGUCCGGGGUGAAGACGGACGACCUGGCCAGGAGGGAACCCGAGGACUCAUGGGGCCUCCAGGCGGCCGUGGGGAGCGUGGGGAGAAGGGUGACACUGGAGCUCCAGGUGUGAAGGGUGACAAGGGUGACUCUGUCAUGAUCGAGGGGCCUCCAGGGCCACAGGGUGCCAAGGGGAACAUGGGUGAACGAGGGCCUCGAGGCAUAGAUGGUGACCAAGGACCUCGAGGAGAUGCAGGGAUCCCUGGAGAGAAGGGCGUCAAGGGGGAGCCUGGUGACAAGGGCUCGGCGGGGUCCCUGGGAGCACGUGGACUCACGGGACCCAAGGGUGAGCCUGGUGCUGCGGGGAUCCCUGGUGACCCGGGACCCCCAGGGAAGGAUGGAGUCCCUGGUGUCCGAGGAGACAAAGGAGAUGUCGGCUUUAUGGGACCCCGGGGCUUCAAAGGCGAACGAGGAAUGAAAGGGGCCUGUGGCCUUGAUGGAGAGAAGGGUGACAAGGGAGAAGCUGGAUCCCCAGGCCGCCCCGGGCUAGCAGGACGCAAAGGAGAAAUAGGAGAGCCAGGAGUACCCGGCCUUUUGGGGGCCCCCGGAAAGGAGGGCCUGAUUGGCCCCAAGGGUGACCGAGGCUUUGAUGGACAAUCAGGACCCAAGGGUGACCAGGGAGAAAAAGGAGAUCGGGGACCCCCAGGAAUUGGGGGCUUCCCAGGCCCUAGAGGCAAUGAUGGCUCUAGUGGGCCACCCGGACCACCUGGCAGUGUUGGUCCCAAAGGCCCCGAAGGACUUCAAGGCCAGAAGGGUGAACGGGGACCCCCUGGAGAGAGUGUGGUGGGGGCCCCUGGAGCCCCUGGGAUGCCUGGUGAGAGAGGGGAGCAGGGGCGACCAGGGCCCAUUGGUCCCCGUGGUGAAAAAGGAGAAGCUGCGUUGACCGAGGAUGACAUUCGGGCCUUUGUACGUCAGGAGAUGAGUCAGCAUUGUGCUUGCCAAGCCCAGUUCAGUGCAUCUGGAUCACGACCCCUCCCUAGUUAUGCUGCAGACACUGCCGGCCCUCAGGCCCACCAUGUACCCGUGCUCCAAGUCUCUCAUGCAGAGGAGGAAGGCCGGCUGCCCCCCGAGGAUGAUGAGUUUUCAGAAUACUCUGAGUAUUCUGUGGAGGAAUAUGAGGACCUUGAGGUGCCCUGGGAAGGUGAUGAUCCUUGCUCGUUACCACUGGAUGAGGGCUCCUGUACUGCCUACACCCUGCGCUGGUAUCACCGGGCCGUGGCUGGCGGCAUAGGGGCCUGCCGUCCCUUCGUCUAUGGCGGUUGCAAAGGCAAUGCCAACCGUUUUGGGACCCGAGAGGCUUGUGAGCACCGCUGCCCACCCCGUGUGGUCCAGAACCUGGGAACAGGUAUGACCCUGCCUGCAACCCCACUACCUCCACUAGAACAGCUCCUGGGGUGA
Elephantulus edwardii (Cape elephant shrew) is the source of this 8835-nucleotide messenger RNA. RefSeq names its product collagen, type VII, alpha 1 (gene COL7A1). NCBI's taxonomy places the organism in Eukaryota, Metazoa, Chordata, Mammalia, Macroscelidea, Macroscelididae. The transcript has 117 exons. Gene Ontology annotation, molecular function: serine-type endopeptidase inhibitor activity; protein binding. Bases 1 to 8835 code for a protein of 2944 amino acids. The record is from RefSeq and is a predicted model, not a curated record.